Macaca mulatta (Rhesus monkey) is the source of this 5133-nucleotide messenger RNA. RefSeq names its product T-box transcription factor 3 (gene TBX3). Gene Ontology annotation, molecular function: RNA polymerase II cis-regulatory region sequence-specific DNA binding; DNA-binding transcription factor activity, RNA polymerase II-specific. Gene Ontology annotation, biological process: cell fate specification; regulation of transcription by RNA polymerase II; positive regulation of DNA-templated transcription. Lineage: Eukaryota; Metazoa; Chordata; Mammalia; Primates; Cercopithecidae. Gene Ontology annotation, cellular component: chromatin; nucleus. The record is from RefSeq and is a predicted model, not a curated record.
AACCAGAGCGAGCGAGCUCAGGGGCUGCAGCGAUCUCUCGAUAAGCCACCUAGAGGCGACUCUGUGCGCGCGCUCCCCAGUGGCUCCCGCCCUCCCUCUGAUCAUGUUGACAUAUUCACAGGACAGGCAGUAGUACCGAUGCGGCGCUGCGACGUUACAGUUUCCGACACCUUCUUUUUAUAACUCAGCUCUAUCCCCCAGCACUCGACCUGUGAAAACCACGCCUAUGCAGCAACACAAUUGGUCCGAAAGCGUCAAAGAGCCAAUCAAGAGGCCUCCGGCUCCCCGCAGCCCACAGCGCAGCCCGACCUUCUAGAGCCGCCGAGCAGACGCCCGGUGAAUUCUAGAGGCGGCGGAGGGUGGCGAGGAGCUCUCGCUUUCUCUCGCUCCCUCCCUCGCUCCCUCCCUCUCCGACUCCGUCUCUCACUCUCUCUCUCUCCCUCCCCCUCUCUCUUUCCCUCCGUUCCAUUUUUUCCCCCUCUAAAUCCUCCCUGCCCUGCGCGCCUGGACACAGAUUUAGGAAGCGAAUUCGCUCACGUUUUAGGACAAGGAAGAGAGAGAGGCACGGGAGAAGAGCCCAGCAAGAUUUGGAUUGAAACUGAGACACCCUCCGGAGGCUCGGAGCAGAGGAAGGAGGAGGAGGGCGAACGGAAGCCAGUUUGCAGUUCAAGUUUUGAUAGCGCUGGUAGAAGGGGGUUUAAAUCAGAUUUUUUUUUUUUUAAAGGAGAGAGACUUUUUCCGCUCUCUCGCUCCCUGUUAAAGCCGGGUCUAGCACAGCUGCAGACGCCACCAGCGAGAAAGAGGGAGAGGAAGAGAGAUAGGGGGCGGGGGAAGAAGAAAAGAAAGGUAAAAAGUCUUCUAGGAGAACCUUUCACAUUUGCAACAAAGGACCUAGGGGCUGGAGAGAGAUUCCUGGGACGCAGGGCUGGAGUGUCUAUUUCGAGCUCAGCGGCAGGGCUCGGGCGCGAGUCGAGACCCUGCUCGCUUCUCUCGCUUCUGAAACUGACUUUCAGGAGCGGCUUUUUAAAAACGCAAGGCACAAGGACGGUCACCCGCGCGACUAUGUUUGCUGAUUUUUCGCCUUGCCCUCUUUAAAAGCGGCCUCCCCUUCUCCAAAAGACAACUUUCCUUCCUCCCUUUGAAGUGCAUUAGUUGUGAUUUCUGCCUCCUUUUAUUUUUUCUUUCUUUUUUUCUUUUUUGUUUUGUUUUCCCCCCCCUUUUGAACUAUGUGCUGCUGUUAACAACAACAACAACAAAAACAACAAAACACAGCAGCUGCAGACUUGUCCCCGGCUGGAGCCCAGCGCCCCGCCUGGAGUGGAUGAGCCUCUCCAUGAGAGAUCCGGUCAUUCCUGGGACAAGCAUGGCCUACCAUCCGUUCCUACCUCACCGGGCGCCGGACUUCGCCAUGAGCGCGGUGCUGGGUCACCAGCCGCCGUUCUUCCCCGCGCUGACGCUGCCUCCCAACGGCGCGGCGGCGCUCUCGCUGCCGGGCGCCCUGGCCAAGCCGAUCAUGGAUCAAUUGGUGGGGGCGGCUGAGACCGGCAUCCCGUUCUCCUCCCUGGGGCCCCAGGCGCAUCUGAGGCCUUUGAAGACCAUGGAGCCCGAAGAAGAGGUGGAGGACGACCCCAAGGUGCACCUGGAGGCUAAAGAACUUUGGGAUCAGUUUCACAAGCGGGGCACCGAGAUGGUCAUUACCAAGUCGGGAAGGCGAAUGUUUCCUCCAUUUAAAGUGAGAUGUUCUGGGCUGGAUAAAAAAGCUAAAUAUAUUUUAUUGAUGGACAUUAUAGCUGCUGAUGACUGUCGUUAUAAAUUUCACAAUUCUCGGUGGAUGGUGGCUGGUAAGGCUGACCCUGAAAUGCCAAAGAGGAUGUACAUUCACCCGGACAGCCCCGCUACUGGGGAACAGUGGAUGUCCAAAGUCGUCACUUUCCACAAACUGAAACUCACCAACAACAUUUCAGACAAACAUGGAUUUACUUUGGCCUUCCCAAGUGAUCACGCUACGUGGCAGGGGAAUUAUAGUUUUGGUACUCAGACUAUAUUGAACUCCAUGCACAAAUACCAGCCCCGGUUCCACAUUGUAAGAGCCAAUGACAUCUUGAAACUGCCUUAUAGUACAUUUCGGACAUACUUAUUCCCCGAAACUGAAUUCAUCGCUGUGACUGCAUACCAGAAUGAUAAGAUAACUCAGUUAAAAAUAGACAACAACCCUUUUGCAAAAGGUUUCCGGGACACUGGAAAUGGCCGAAGAGAAAAAAGAAAACAGCUCACCCUGCAGUCCAUGAGGGUGUUUGAUGAAAGACACAAAAAGGAGAACGGGACCUCUGACGAGUCCUCCAGCGAACAAGCAGCUUUCAACUGCUUCGCCCAGGCUUCUUCUCCAGCCGUCUCCACUGUAGGGACAUCGAACCUCAAAGAUUUAUGUCCCAGCGAGGGUGAGAGCGACGCCGAGGCCGAGAGCAAAGAGGAGCACGGCCCCGAGGCCUGCGACGCGGCCAAGAUUUCCACCACCACGUCGGAGGAGCCCUGCCGUGACAAGGGCAGCCCCGCUGUCAAGGCGCACCUUUUCGCCGCCGAGCGGCCCCGGGACAGCGGGCGGCUGGACAAAGCGUCGCCCGACUCGCGCCAUAGCCCCGCCACCAUCUCGUCCAGCACUCGCGGCCUGGGCGCGGAGGAGCGCAGGAGUCCGGGUCGCGAGGGCGCAGCACCGGCCAAGGUGGAGGAGGCGCGCGCGCUCCCGGGCAAAGAGGCCUUCGCGCCGCUCACAGUGCAGUCCGACGCGGCCGCCGCGCACCUGGCCCAGGGUCCCCUGCCCGGCCUCGGCUUCGCUCCGGGCCUGGCGGGCCAACAGUUCUUCAACGGGCACCCGCUCUUCCUGCACCCCAGCCAGUUUGCCAUGGGGGGCGCCUUCUCCAGCAUGGCAGCCGCCGGCAUGGGGCCCCUCCUGGCCACCGUGUCUGGGGCCUCCACUGGCGUCUCGGGCCUGGAUUCCACGGCCAUGGCCUCUGCCGCCGCGGCGCAGGGACUGUCCGGGGCGUCCGCGGCCACCCUGCCCUUCCACCUCCAGCAGCACGUCCUGGCCUCUCAGGGCCUGGCCAUGUCCCCUUUCGGAAGCCUGUUCCCUUACCCCUACACGUACAUGGCCGCAGCGGCGGCCGCCUCCUCUGCGGCAGCCUCCAGCUCGGUGCACCGCCACCCCUUCCUCAAUCUGAACACCAUGCGCCCACGGCUGCGCUACAGCCCCUACUCCAUCCCGGUGCCGGUCCCGGACGGCAGCAGCCUGCUCACCACCGCCCUGCCCUCCAUGGCGGCGGCUGCGGGGCCCCUGGACGGCAAAGUCGCUGCCCUGGCCGCCAGCCCGGCCUCGGUGGCGGUGGACUCGGGCUCUGAACUCAACAGCCGCUCCUCCACGCUCUCCUCCAGCUCCGUGUCCUUGUCGCCCAAACUCUGCGCGGAGAAAGAGGCGGCCACCAGCGAACUGCAGAGCAUCCAGCGGUUGGUCAGCGGCUUGGAAGCCAAGCCAGACAGGUCCCGCAGCGCGUCCCCGUAGACCCCUCCCAGACACGUCUCUUCAUUCCAGUCCAGUCCAGGCUGCCGUGCACUUUGUCGGAUGUAAAAUAUACCACGGGCCCGCCAUGGCGUUAGCCCUUCCUUUUGCAGUUGCGUCUGGGAAGGGGCCCCGGACUCCCUCGAGAGAAUGUGCUAGAGACAGCCCCUGUCUUCUUGGCAUGGUUUAUAUAUCCGGGAUCUGGAUCAGAUUCUGGGGGCUCAGAAGCGUCGGUUGCAUUGAGCUGUUGAGGGUGGGAGUUCCAACAUUUAUGUCCAGAGCAACUUCCAGCAAGGCUGGUCUGGGUCUCUGCCCACCCGGCGGGGAGGUGUUCAAAGACAUCUCCUCAGUGCGGAUUUAUAUAUUUUUCCCUUCACUGUGUCAAGUGGAAACAAAAAUAAAAUAUUUCAAAAAAAAAAUCGGGACAAGUGAAUACAUUAACAUGAUUCUGUUUGUGCAGAUUAAAAACUUUAUAGGGACUUGCAUUAUCGGUUCUCAAUAAAUUACUGAGCAGCUUUGUUUGGGGAGGGAAGUCCCUACCAUCCUUGUUUAGUCUAUAUUAAGAAAAUCUGUGUCUUUUUAAUAUUCUUGUGAUGUUUUCAGAGCCGCUAUAGGUCUCUUCUUGCAUGUCCACAGUAAUGUAUUUGUGGUUUUUAUUUUGAACGCUUGCUUUUAGAGAGAAAACAAUAUAGCCCCCUACCCUUUUCCCAAUCCUUUGCCCUCAGAUCAGUGACCCAGGGGAGGGGGGGAUUUAAAGGGAAGGAGUGGGCAAAACACAUAAAAUGAAUUUAUUUUAUCUAAGCUCUGUAGCAGGAUUCAUGUUCUUUGACAGUUCUUUCUCUUUCCUGUAUAUGCAAUAACAAGGUUUUAAAAAAAUAAAGAAGAAGUGAGACUAUUAGACAAAGUAUUUAUGUAAUUAUUUGAUAACUCUUGUAAAUAGGUGGAAUAUGAAUGCUUGGAAAAUUAAACUUUAAUUUAUUGACAUUGUACAUAGCUCUGUGUAAAUAGAAUUGCAACUGUCAGGUUUUGUGUUCUUGUUUUUCUUUAGUUAGGUUUAUUUCCAGGUCACAGAAUUGCUGUUAACACUAGAAAACACACUUCCUGCACCAACACCAAUACCCUUUCAAAAGAGUUGUCUGCAACAUUUUUGUUUUCUUUUUUAAUGUCCGAAAGUGGGGGAAAGUGCUAUUUCCUAUUUUAGCCAAAAUUGGGGAAGGAGUGCUACUUUCCAGCUCCGCUUCAAAUUCCUUAAAAUAUAACUGAGAUUGCUGUGGGGAGGGAGGAGGGCAGAGGCUGUGGUUUGACUUGCUAAUUUUUCUUUUGUUAUUUGUAUGUGCUAGUCUCUGAUUUCCUCACAACGAAGUGGAAUUUACUACUGUUGUCAAUAUCGAUGGUGUUUUGAAUGGUGCCUAUAGAGAUAUAUUCACAGUUCAAAAGUCAGGUGCUGAGAGAUGGUUUAAAGACAAAUUCAUGAAGGUAUAUUUUGUGUUAUAGUUGUUGAUGAGUUCUUUGGUUUUCUGUAUUUUUUUUCCCCCUCUCUUUAAAACGUCACUGAAAUUUCAAUAAAUUUUUAUUGAAAUGUC